AUGGCUCCAGCUCAUGACCUCUGGCGCCUGAUGCUCCUCGUCGCUGUGAGCGCAGUGGCGGUGGCGUUGCUUUUGGCGCCGCGGGCGGAUGCGGCGCUGCCACGGGUGGAGCACGCGCCCACUAAGGCGGACGGGUCGCUCGCCAUCCUCGUCGUCGGCGACUGGGGCCGCCGUGGGCAGUUCAACCAGACUUUGGUUGCCCAGCAGAUGGGUGUGGUGGGGGAGAAGCUGGACAUCGACUUCGUGAUCUCCACUGGCGACAACAUCUACGACGAUGGCAUCGCCAACACCAGCGACCCGCUCUUCAAGGAAUCUUUCGCCAACAUCUACACUGCCAAGAGCCUUCAGAAGCCUUGGUACCUCGUCCUUGGCAACCAUGACUACACGGGAAAUGCGCUCGCGCAGCUAGACCCUGCCAUUCGUAAGGUGGAUAGCCGAUAUACCGUCAUUGCAAAGUCCUUCAUUGUCAACUCAGGAAUUGCGGAUUUCUUCCUCGUCGACACGACGCCGUUCAUCCUCCACUACUGGAACAAUACCAAGUUCGACUGGAGAGGUGUCGCUCCUCGCGACACCUACAUCGCAAAUGUACUCAAGGACUUGAAGUAUGCACUGACUGCAUCCAAGGCUGCCUGGAAGAUCGUCGUGGGUCACCACCCUAUCAGCAGCGCCUGCGGGCAUGGGAACAACACUGAGCUUGAGGAGUUGCUUCUCCCAGUCCUCAAGACACAAGGGGUUGACAUGUACGUGAAUGGCCAUGACCACUGCCUGCAGCGCGUCAGCAGCAGAGACAGUCAUCUUCAGCUACUAACGAGUGGCGGCGGGUCGAAGGCAUGGGCUGGCAAGUUCAAGACCACCCCCGACAAGGUGGAGUUCCUCUACGAUGGGCAGGGGUUUAUGUCGAUGCGGCUGAGCAAGACGGAGGCCCACCUCGCCUUUUUUGACGUUGCUGGCAGCGUCCUGCACUGCUGGGACCUCGCCAGGACUACUACUACUACGGCAGCUGGGCACUAG
Molecule: messenger RNA, 1011 nt
Organism: Miscanthus lutarioriparius
Lineage: Eukaryota; Viridiplantae; Streptophyta; Magnoliopsida; Poales; Poaceae
Source: the annotation of a GenBank genome assembly